This is a messenger RNA of Ostrea edulis (European flat oyster), 6602 nucleotides long. RefSeq lists its product as uncharacterized. The coding region runs from base 4513 to 6111 and encodes 532 amino acids. Gene Ontology annotation, biological process: positive regulation of canonical NF-kappaB signal transduction; humoral immune response. The record is from RefSeq and is a predicted model, not a curated record. The transcript has 6 exons. NCBI's taxonomy places the organism in Eukaryota, Metazoa, Mollusca, Bivalvia, Ostreida, Ostreidae.
UUUUGUGCUUUUAUAUAUAUAUAUAUAGAUAUAACUGAGUACUGAUGUCUACAUAUAAUACUAGAAAUACGACCUAUGACAGUGUAUUCACUUGAAGAAGUAUUGACUUUACCUAUAUCAAUAACUAUUUUGUAUGUGUCUACUUUCGUUUUGUCACACACAUACGGGUACUCAACGUCAUGCGAUACGAUUUCCAAGUUGUGCAUUGAGGGUGGACUGUUUACGCCAUGAAAAAUGGCAAAUCUACAGAUUCUUGGAUGAAUUUGCUUGAUUCAGAAUACAAACUUCACGAGAUUUAUCGCAUUGUGGAAAACAAGUGAUUCGAAGGAUAAAAAAACCCCACAGACAAUACUGUAAAGGUCAUAUGUUAUCAUUUUAUUGUGGUAUACAAACACUGCAGAAGCACGCGUCCCUGAUUGAUAACACGUACAAGUGAAAGUGCAACUGGGGACAAUGGGAGAACGUAUGUAGUGUUCAGUAUUAUGUUGAUUUUUAUAGAAUAUCUUAAUUAUCAGUAGCCGAUCGAGAAAUUUCUGAACGGGGAGGGGUAAACAACGUGGGGCUGUUUGAGGCCCCCAGUGGAUCUAGGACGAAACCCUGGUGAGGGGGAGGGGCUAGGAAAUGCAACCCCUGAAACUACAAAGUUUUGAUUAAAUAAAACUUUAAUAUUUUGUUGUUGUUUUGGACAUGAAUUUUCUCUCUAUAAAUGGAAUGAUUUAUUUUGAUUAUCAUCACAAAAUGAUGCACUCAACAACUUCAUUAUGAGAUGGCACUGACAACAAAUUAAUUUUGUGAUAUCGCUGACAACUUCAUUAUGUGAUAUCACUGACAACAACUUCAUUAUGGGAUAGCACUGACAACAACUUCAUUAUGUGAUAGCUCUGACAACAACUUCAUUAUGUGAUAUCACUGACAACAACCUCAUUAUGUGAUAGCACUGACAACAACUUCAUUAUGUGAUAUCACUGACAACAACUUCAUUAUGUGAUAGCACUGACAACAACUUCAUUAUGUGAUAACGCUGACUAGACUUGUUGAUAUUAACGGUCACUUCUUUUGCGAACUUAGUUUUAAAUUGAUCUGUAAUCAAAUUGACAGAACUUAUCAAAAUUGUUAUAGUCCUUGGAACCCGUUAAUAAACCAAAAACUGCAAACACUUGUUCUCCGCCUUUGACGGCUCUUGUGUUUAAAUUGAAGCUACCCCCCCCCCCCUCUUUUUUUUUUAUUUUAUAGAAAAAGGUUAUACAUGGACAUACUUUUGAAUGGUGCGUGUAGUUUUAUUUAAACUUUGCUUUAUGAAGUGUAAGAAUUGUUUUGUGUACAUACACACCUAUUUCCAGUCUAUUUUUCUCUAUAAAGAUCAUUUUGAGAGUUUUACAUGCUAUUUGAUUUUCAAAACAAAGCACCUUUUAGUGAAGAACAAAUGUAUUCAGGUUACCCUGAAUGGUACUUUAGAUUUUAAAUGUAUUCGUGUGCACCCGUUUUAUACAGCAUUAAAAUAUUAAAUUGUAUUAAGAUAAGUAACAGAGAAAAUCUCACCCCUAUUACUUUAUCAUAACUUUUAAAUUUGGCAUCAGCCAUUUACAGAAAGUCAUGCUAGUAUGAACAUUCAAUGUAUGUUGACAAAAACUGUUUUAGCUAUAUGAUCAGGGUGCACUUCUAAUCACAAAAGCUAGAUAUCGUCAUUUGGCCUUGAACGAAUUUCCACAACACUCUAGCAUGCAGUUACAGUGUGGUAAUGGGAUGUGUCUUAGUAACAGUGUCUGUAAGUUAAAUUAUCAUCUCAAACCAUAAAGUAUAUUUAUAUACAUAUAUAUUGUAUUCUGAUUUUUCACAUCGGGUUCUUAUUUAAAGUUGGAUGAGAGUAGGGGUGGUGUUUGUUUGCACAUGCAUUUCAUUUAUCAGUUCUCUUAAUCGAUAUUCGUAGUUCGCGCUGCAGUGGGAAAAAUGCAUUUGAAGAUUGAAUUUGAAUUCAUACCUGUCGACAGUAUUACUUUAUUUCAUCUGUUUUGUCAAAAACAUUAUAGCAAUACAUGGUUACGUCACGGUCACGUGCCCAAGAAACGAUAUAGGUUAAUGAUUUCCACGAAAAGGAAUGUAAAAAUAGAUUUAUGACGGGGUGGAUUUACAAACCCUUUAUCAAACCCCACCAAUAUCAUUUAAUUUUCAGACCAUAAUUUCACGUCCAUUGGCACCUAAACUGUAGAAGUUUUAGUAAUGAUUUACUUAUAUGUAUAUAUUAGUUUUUUUUCUGUCUUGAAGAAUUUAAUACGAAGACGGUGAUUUCCAUACGGGGAAAUUUUUGUUGGUUUACCCAACAUGUCAUAAGGUGCACGGAACAAUGGAUGUCUGUAACUUUGAAGCAAUGUUUAUGAAUUUUGCGCAUGUUCAUAAAAAUGUCAUCCUGACCCUAUUCAUAGGGAAGUUAUUAUGUUGAAUUUAUCAUACAAUAUAACAAUGAAAGAAAUGCGAUCGUCCUACUUACGCAUUAAGCUGUUCUAAUUAUAUUAAAACGCGAACAGAUAAACGUUCGGGAGGUCAUUCUGGUACAUGCCAAAACCCAGUGGGACGUUACAGUAUGACUAUGAAAUCACAGAUGCUUGGGUUAGGACCCCUCUGAAUAAGCUACAUGAGUUGAUUUAAUUUUAUUGUUAUUUGCUGAAAAUAUUUCUAAUGCAUGUCAACAACGUCUUGCAUAUCCCUUAAGUCCAAAAUAAUUCAAAAUAACCCUAUUAAAAAAAUACCCUCACUGUUAUAAUAACCAGUGAGGGUAUUUUUUAAAGGGGCUUAUUUUGAAUUAUUUUGGACUUUAUGGGUAUGCAAGACGUUGUUGACAUGCAUUAGAAAUAUUUUCAACAACAAAAAUAAUUAAAUCAACUCAUGUAGCUUAUUCGGAGGGGUGGGUGGGUCCUGAGCCCAAGCACCGGUGUAUGAAACAUGCCAGACAGUAUUCGACCUAAUGAAGGAAUCUGGAUCGGUAUAUUAUGAAAUGUGUAUUUGUUUUUAAUCUUGCAAUUCUUUCAGCUUCUUUAACAAGUUCUAUAAAACUUAUGUAUCAAUUUUACGCAAAAACACAUAACAAUCUCUCCAAUUUAAGCAUCAUUUACUUGUAGCUUAUGUACAAGUGGAUUUUACCCCCUUAUACGUUCAAUAACGAUGAGAUUUUCAUCAGAUGACAAAUCCGCGGAUUCCUGGGCUCUAGAAAUUUAUAUUUUUAAAUCUGUGAAAUAUUGAUAGAAGAAAUCCACUUUAUGCAUUUUGAUUGUCUUCACACAUUUUACAUGUAGUAAUAAAAGGUAAUUAAAAUUCUGAACUUUGAUGUCGAAUUCAAUUUCUUGGAAUAUUUUUCUUUUACUUCUAGUGUGAUCUACAUAGUGCAUUAGACUUGUUGAUAAACAGCUAGUAAUCAUGUAUCACUUUACUAUUAUUAGUACAUCCCUUAUCGUAUUAUAAUCGUAUUACCGUAAAGGAGAAGGUUUCUGGAGAGCCCGAAUCUGCUGCCUAAUCUUAAUUGUGUAUCUAAUCUAGAUGAUGAAAGGUGAAGAUGACGAACAGUGACCAAUCUCAUAACUCCUAUAAACAUUACAAAAUAGUUAAUAACGCAGGUUAAAUGAAUAGCUCGCAACCACGAAUUUGUUCUAGCGCCUUUGGUGUACAAAGACAUAUACAUGGAUAAAUUGGACAUUGAUCACAGCAGCUUAACAUCACAUGAUUGUAAUAUCUAGCAAUCUGAUCAAUAUUGUGUUGGGAUUUUUGAAAAUAAUUAUUACUAUAAUUUGGAGAUAAUUUGCGAAUUGUAUUUGCUUUACUUCAAGUCUUGAUGUGUAAAUGACUUUAACUUUUGAUGAUUGAUAUUUAAAUUAUGACUUUUCGUCACACUCUGAUUCAACGAACAAGAUACUGUUUUAACAAUGCUUUGAAUGAGCGUCCCCAUUCUCCAACUGCGCACAAUAACAUUAACAAUCCGAACUUACGGAGAUUGGGUUCUGUUUUUUUAACAUAUUUUAUCAAACGAUUUUUGAAUUGUAACAAAAUCACGAUAAACAGAUUGUGACGAGUGAAGGCAUUCAGAAAUAUGAUCAUGAUAUCCUCUGCUUUUCAUCACGUCAUGCAAUAAUAAAAAGGGAUCACGUGAUCAUAUAUUAGAUAGCCGUGUAAGACCAUAGUCCCCUCCGCAUGUUGCUGUUCGGAAUUGUCAUGGAAUCCCUGAUUGCAUCCUGGUUUGUUGACAAUCACAGUAAUGGCAUACACGAAAACAAUUUACGGAGAGCCUUUUUACGAUCCUGUUGCCAUUGUUAGGUUACUAUGUGUAGAGAGACCCAGAGAGUCUUUCACAAACUGUACAUACGCAAUGAGGAACAGUUGGUAAUGACCGAAAUUUUUAUUGGGUCAAACUUUCUAAGGAUAUUAAAUGACAUCAUUUGUUAAGAUUCGUGGUAGGAAUCGGUGAAUUACCGCCUUUUCUCUGCAGGAUUUUCUCAUUCAGUGAUUCUUCACACUUGUGGAUUUCUAAUGAAAACUGAUUACGUAGAUAGUGACCUUAUGGGCGAGAACAGUUCCUCUUCAGGAAUGGCACAGAACUCGGAUCUGCUGCCCCCUAUACCCCUACGGUAUAUACCCUAUGCGGCUUUGAAUAAACUUGCAGAAACAUUUGACUCGCCUGCUGUGGAUGGGCAGCGGACACUAGAAGGUCUCGCAGAAGCUAUCUUCAAAUUGAGUGGCUACGAAAUUCAAGUCGAUCACCACACAGUAUCGAGAUUAAGGGAUCGUUGUAAAUCUGGCGAAAGCCCAACUGUGAAAUUCAUUGAUGACUUAGCCAAAUUUAAACAUGCCAAUCUUCGGAUUCUACAAAUGGCAAUUUGUUCCCUUGAAACCCGUGCGGACGAUGUGUUGCCGAGAGCUUUGGGAGAAAUUAUGCGUAGACACAGAAAUGAACAGAGUCCCAGGGUAGAAAUACCGUCUGACAGAUGUUCACAACAUGCCUGCAGUUGUAAUGAUUGUUAUUAUCCCAAUAACGGAGCUUCCCUAGCACACUCUGAAUACAACAUUCACAAUGUACAAUAUCGACAGUCACACUGUGACAAACCAGACUGUGCUCAUAAUCACAGAGGCCAGCCCAAGUACAAACGCCAAACGUCAUAUCCGGUUCACAAUAGUCCACGAACACCGUCUCGUAACAAUUUUGGAAGCCACAGUGUCUCCCAGAAUAUCUCAACCUUAAGUAAGAUUAAAAAUGAUGCGGAGAAAACACAAAUUACUAGAGAUUUUGAAUCAUAUACACAUACAAUGGAACUGUUUAGAAACGACUUCGAACCCCCUGAUGAUUUUAAUCCUUAUCCUCCAAGUGGAUCUGAAGGAGAUGACGAAGAAGAUCAGGAAACUAAUCUUUCUUUAAGAGACACACAAAGUGAAACAAUCAACAGACCGAGACUGAAUGAGUCAACAAGGCGAGUGCAUUCAAUGCCUGAUGGUCCAGCAAGUCCAUGUCAUGUUAACAAUGAUCCAACACGGAGACAUUCUGAUCCACAACCCAAGCAAAGAGGUCCCGCGCGAAAGGACUGUGAAAGUGAUGGUGACAUUCCCAAUAUUCCAGACGCUUGCACUUGCUACAGAACUCCAAUUAUUCGCAUAGGGCCAAAGACAGUCUUUGUUUCCCUAGCGGAUGAUUCUAAACCUCACAUCAAGGAGGUACUAACCAUGUGUACCAAACUCCAAGAAAAAGGUUUUGAGGUUAAAUGUGAUAUGAUGGAGUCUUUAUUUACGGAACAGAACAUCAACGUGAACGAAUGGCUGGACCAGUGCUUCAAAAAAGCCAUCUUUGUGAUAUUUUGCAUAUCUCCCAAAUAUCACAAAUACAUUCGCGCUGACAACAUUGCAGAAGCUCAUGCAAGUGAUAACAAAUUCCACACGAGAUACAUUUUUGAUAGAGCACGAAGUGAAUUCAUUCGAAAUAACAGUUUGAACAGACGUUUUCUACCCGUCCUAUUCCGGAACUCUGGCGCGGAACAAAAACAUAUUCCGGAUUUCUUGGGAUCAACAUUAAGGUACGUGUUUCCGGAAACUUUCAACCAUUUAACGACAUUCAUGCAGAGACAUGGUAAAAAUGAAUAAUUGUGGUGGUCCGUUUUCCGGAAGGCAAUAAGGAGACUGAUGCUUUGCCGAAAUGUGUGUAAGAAUUUAAGUGAUUUGGUAGUUUUGAUUUACAUUAUUGAUGUAAAUAUUGUAAAUACACAUAGAUAUAUAUAUAUAUAUAUAUAUAUAAAAAAAAAAUACCACAAAGCCGAUUAAGUAUACUCAACUAGUUCCAUCAAUUCUCCAUGAAUAAAUAAAGGAUAUACUUCUAAAGAAUAGCAGAAACUAGUCGAGGAUACUCUCUCGGCUGUGUGAUAUUUCUAUAAUACCACUAAUUGUGUAGAUGUUUCUAUACUUACGUAUAUUUCUGAAAUAUUUGUAUUACAUAUACAUGCAUAUUUGUAACAGCUGUGCAGUAUAAGACAAUAUAUAUAGAUAUAUUACCGUUAUUGAUUUUUAAAGUUUAUAAUACUUUAGAUACAUCUUAUUCUAUGUCUGAAUUAACUUAUUAAAAUUCAGGAGUUUAUGAA